AUGAUCCACCGCGAAGUAGCCGAUGGUCUAGAGCGUCUUUGGAACGUAAGAGUAAACUGCAUAUGGGAAGCCGAUGAAAGUAGUCGCCAUGGAGAGGUUUAUAUAUUCGACCAUGUAUUUAAGCAGGAAUGUACAAAUUCAGAUGUAUAUGGAUCUGUAGUAAAACCUUUAGUCGAUUCCUUCAUGGAAGGUUUCAAUGCCACAAUAUUUGCAUAUGGCCAAACAUCUUCUGGCAAAACACACACCAUUUUGGGCAAUAAAACAGAUCCUGGGCUUUUCCAAUUAGUAUCCAAUCAGUUAUUCCAGCAUGUGGCAGACCAGGUUGAUAAGAGGUACUUGAUUAGAUGCAGUUAUAUUGAAAUCUACAAUGAAAAGAUCAAUGACCUCCUGGAUAAGAGCAAUCAGGGUUUAACUAUAAGAGAAGAUAUCAAAGGAAAUGUGCUGCUUGAUGCAAGGGAAGCUGUCGUAGACAAUGUUGAUAAAGUUAUGGAGAACAUGAUGCAGGGCAAUAAGAUCAGACGAGUUGCAGCUACUCGCAUGAAUGAGAGGUCAUCUCGAUCACACACGAUUUUCCGGAUUAUUCUGGAGUCGAAAGAUGCCAAUCAGAAAGAUGGACCUGUACAUAUAAGCUACCUUAACUUAAUGGACUUAGCUGGUUCUGAGAGAGUUUCUCUGACGAAAGCUGCUGGUGAGCGUCUUAAAGAGGGGGCUAACAUAAACAAAUCUUUGUCAGUAUUAGGAAAUGUGAUAAGGCAACUAAGCGAGGGGAAGGAGUUUCUUGGCGGUAAUGCCAAAUCAUUGAUUAUCGGGAAUCAUGUGGCAGACCAGGUUGAUAAGAGGUACUUGAUUAGAUUCAGUUAUAUUGAAAUCUACAAUGAAAAGAUCAAUGACCUCCUGGAUAAGAGCAAUCAGGGUUUAACUAUAAGAGAAGAUAUCAAACGUAAUGUGCUGCUUGAUGCAAGGGAAGCUGUCGUAGACAAUGUUGAUCAAGUUAUGGAGAACAUGAUGCAGGGCAAUAAGAUCAGACGAGUUGCAGCUACUCGCAUGAAUGAGAGGUCAUCUCGAUCACACACGAUUUUCCGGAUUAUUCUGGAGUCGAAAGAUGCCAAUCAGAAAGAUGGACCUGUACAUAUAAGCUACCUUAACUUAAUGGACUUGGCUGGUUCUGAGAGAGUUUCUCUGACGAAAGCUGCUGGUGAGCGUCUUGAAGAGGGGGCUAACAUAAACAAAUCUUUGUCAGUAUUAGGAAAUGUGAUAAGACCAAUGAUCCACCGCGAAGUAGCCGAUGGUCUAGAGCGUCUUUGGAACGUAAGUGAAAACUGCAUAUGGGAAGCCAAUGAAAGUAGUCGCCAUGGAGAGGUUUAUAUAUUCGACAAUGUAUUUAACCAGGAAUGUACAAAUUCAGAUGUAUAUGGAUCUGUAGUAAAACCUUUAGUCGAUUCCUUCAUGGAAGGUUUCAAUGCAACAAUAUUUGCAUAUGGCCAAACAUCUUCUGGCAAAACACACACCAUUUUGGGCAAUAAAACAGAUCCUGGGCUUUUCCAAUUAGUAUCCAAUCAGUUAUUCCAGCAUGUGGCAGACCAGGUUGAUAAGAGGUACUUGAUUAGAUUCAGUUAUAUUGAAAUCUACAAUGAAAAGAUCAAUGACCUCCUGGAUAAGAGCAAUCAGGGUUUAACUAUAAGAGAAGAUAUCAAAGGAAAUGUGCUGCUUGAUGCAAGGGAAGCUGUCGUAGACAAUGUUGAUCAAGUUAUGGAGAACAUGAUGCAGGGCAAUAAGAUCAGACGAGUUGCAGCUACUCGCAUGAAUGAGAGGUCAUCUCGAUCACACACGAUUUUCCGGAUUAUUCUGGAGUCGAAAGAUGCCAAUCAAAAAGAUGGACCUGUACAUAUAAGCUACCUUAACUUAAUGGACUUAGCUGGUUCUGAGAGAGUUUCUCUGACGAAAGCUGCUGGUGAGCAUCUUAAAGAGGGGGCUAACAUAAACAAAUCUUUGUCAGUAUUAGGAAAUGUGAUAAGGCAACUAAGCGAGGGGAAGGAGUUUAUCAGUUAUCGCGAUUCGAAAUUGACUAGACUGCUCUCACAGGCUCUUGGCGAUGUAUAUGGAUCUGUAGUAAAACCUUUAGUCGAUUCCUUCAUGGAAGGUUUCAAUGCCACAAUAUUUGCAUAUGGCCAAACAUCUUCUGGCAAAACACACACCAUUUUGGGCAAUAAAACAGAUCCUGGGCUUUUCCAAUUAGUAUCCAAUCAGUUAUUCCAGCAUGUGGCAGACCAGGUUGAUAAGAGGUACUUGAUUAGAUGCAGUUAUAUUGAAUCUACAAUGAAAAGAUCAAUGACCUCCUGGAUAAGAGCAAUCAGGGUUUAA
Messenger RNA from Acanthoscelides obtectus, 2361 nucleotides. The record is from the annotation of a GenBank genome assembly. Lineage: Eukaryota; Metazoa; Arthropoda; Insecta; Coleoptera; Chrysomelidae.